Messenger RNA from Sinocyclocheilus anshuiensis, 446 nucleotides. RefSeq names its product deoxyribonuclease-1-like. Gene Ontology annotation, molecular function: DNA binding; deoxyribonuclease I activity. Gene Ontology annotation, cellular component: nucleus. The annotation marks the transcript as partial. The transcript has 4 exons. The record is from RefSeq and is a predicted model, not a curated record. Gene Ontology annotation, biological process: DNA catabolic process. NCBI's taxonomy places the organism in Eukaryota, Metazoa, Chordata, Actinopteri, Cypriniformes, Cyprinidae.
AUGAAGAUUAUUACUACUAUAGGUCUACUCCUGGUAUCUGUCCACCUUGGAAGCUCCUUUCUGAUUGGAGCCUUCAACAUUAAAUCCUUUGGGGAUUCGAAAGCAUCUAAUGCCACCCUGCUUGACAUCAUUACCAAAGUAGUACACCGUUAUGACAUUGUACUCAUCCAAGAAGUGAGAGACAGCGAUCUCUCUGCAACCAAGAAACUGAUGCAAAGUGUGAAUGGAGGUUCCUCUCCAUAUGAAUAUCAGUACAUUGUAAGUGAGCCCUUGGGUAGGAACACUUACAAAGAGAGAUAUCUCUUUAUUUACAGACGUCAGACAGUGGCCGUUGCCAACAGCUUCCAGUAUGAUGAUGGAUGUGAAUCCUGUGGAACUGAUACUUUCAAUAGAGAACCCUUUGUAGUGAUGUUCUCCUCUAAUACAGGUGGAGGUCCAAGUUCAUU